CGUAUAUCUUGGUAUGAAUAUAAUCUUGACUGAUAUCACGGCGUCGAAAUGUGUUGAACAUUUUUAUACUAGACAUUCUUAAAAAACGAAGCCGUCGCAAAGCUUACGAGUUCGUCAGUGGCUUUGGUGUUCUGUAGGAUUGUCUAGACGAAUCGCACCGUCCAGACCUCCAAGAUUGGGGCGAAGCAGAAUAAGUGUCCAAUUAGACACAAUUUUCGUAAUUCGCAACUUCGCACUGAAUCCGGGUCCGAAUGCGAACUAUUACUUAUAUUGGUCGACUUAAGUAAUGAUAAAACAACCUUCAAUCACUCGACUCCAUUUUCUUCUUUUUUUUUCUCUUCUAUAGCUUCCUCCAACUCACCUCUUAACCCACAUAAUCUAAUUUAUAAUUAUCGGCAUCAGAAGCUGCGCGUGUACCUGUAUAACCCCUCGACUAAGCAAUUAUGGAGUCAAAAACGGCGUCCCACUCGGAGGUUAAUCGGGGGAAGCAAUCGAGAAUUUUCCAGGCGAUCUUGACACCAUUUCAUUUCGUGUCAUUCCUCUUGUCGCUUUACCUCAUCGACUGUUAUUACCACGACAAGCGCAUCCAAGAACAUUCUGAGCAAUAUAAUCGUCUGCCUUCUUGGGUCUUGCCUUCAUGGCUAGAACGCAGAUUAUUUAGCCCACAGCCGUACGUAUGGGUUGAUCGGAAGAAACGGGAAACAUCGAGAGCCGGAACGAACCAGACACGCUGGUAUUACCACACAAAGCAGAGGGAGCUUAUGAAGAUGGAAGCGGCAGAUGCCUUCGAGAUCCAGCGUAGUAUCCUAGUUGGGCUGUGUUUUGUGUUGUUACUCUCUUUGUGGCUGCUUUGGCGUCUGAGCGCUAAGUUCUGGGCUUGGACAGGUUGAUUUCUAGGGGUGUAAACGCUAGGAGGGCUUCCAACUUGUUGGACAUUGCGUAUAUGAAGGGCGAUGAAUUAUGAAUUUUGAGAUACCCGGUACAUGGUUUCCUAUAGUCUGCCUAGCAGUUGCCUAGGUAUUAAAACCCAUUCUUUCAUGCUAUUAUCGGAUUUUAAAUCCGGUUACACAAAGUACUAGUGAAAGUACCAUAUAAACCCCCACGUUUGAUAUAGUAGUCGCAUCGUCAGAUCGGGGAGUGUUACAU
Messenger RNA from Annulohypoxylon maeteangense, 1146 nucleotides. RefSeq lists its product as uncharacterized. The coding region runs from base 444 to 890 and encodes 148 amino acids. The record is from RefSeq and is a predicted model, not a curated record. NCBI's taxonomy places the organism in Eukaryota, Fungi, Ascomycota, Sordariomycetes, Xylariales, Hypoxylaceae. The transcript is spliced from 2 exons.